CAAAAAUCAAACUUGUUAAACUUGGGAAGUCACCACCUUCCCCAUACUCUCUCUUUGCUUUGCAACAAAACAAACUUCUCCCCUCCACUCUCUUCCUCACAUCUCCUUCCAUUCCCUCCCUUCCCCUUCCCCUCUCUUUCUGGCAAAUACCAAAUCCCAAUUCCAAUUUAACGCUAUAUAAAUUCAAAUCCCAAUUGAAAUCCAGAACAGUAAUUCUACAAACAAGGGAAGAAGAAGGGGAAAAGAAAGGGGAAGAAAGAAAAGAGAAAGAGAACCUAAAGGGGGAGAAGAGCCUUAGCUGCUCACCCUCUCUUUUUAUUUUCAUGUUGUUGUUCAGAUCUUGAGAUUCUCUCUCAAAUCUUCUGUUAUCUGGGUUCUCUUUCUCUUUGAUCAAUCAAUCAUUUUUUUUCUUUCAUUCAUUUCUGUUCUUCUGGGUUCUUCUUCCCCAUCCACAAGAAAGAAAGGGUAGACAUUAAAAGAGAGAUACAGCUUGCUCCUUUUUGAGUAAAUUGAUAUCUGGGUUUUUGGAUCUUAUUAGUUAUUAGACAUUUCUUCGUCGAAGAUUUUGUCUUCCGUUCAUUUGGAUUGCUGCUGGGGAGCGAUCGGUUUCCUUUUGGCCUCUCCAUACUUUCGAUCAAUCGGUUAAGAGUUCCGAAAGCCUUUUUGGAUUGAAUACGAGCGUACCCACUUGAUAUAUAGAGACAUCCGAGUGAGCUUUUUUGUUGCUUGAUUUCUGCGGCAAGGAGGAUUUUGGAAAUGGAGCAGGGAAAGCUUUUCAUUGGUGGGAUUUCAUGGGACACGAAUGAAGACCGUCUUAGAGAGUAUUUCCAGGCAUUUGGAGAUGUUGUGGAAGCUGUGAUUAUGAAGGAUCGGUCCACCGGUCGGGCCCGUGGUUUCGGAUUUGUUGUCUUUGCUGAUCCUGCUGUGGCUGAGCGAGUUGUGAUGCAGAAGCACCUCAUUGAUGGCAGGAAUGUUGAGGCGAAGAAAGCGUUGCCCAGGGAUGAUCAGAACAAUCUGAACAGAAUUAGCAACAACAUCAGCAUUCAGAGGUCGCCUGGUCCAACUCGGACAAAAAAAAUAUUUGUAGGGGGCUUAGCAUCAACGGUGACAGAGACCGACUUCAAGAAUUACUUUGAUCAGUUCGGAACAAUCACCGAUGUUGUUGUCAUGUACGACCACAACACUCAAAGGCCGAGAGGUUUCGGGUUCAUCACCUUCGAUACAGAGGAAGCUGUGGAUAAAGUGUUGUACAAGACAUUCCAUGAACUCAAUGGGAAGAUGGUUGAGGUGAAACGCGCUGUUCCAAAGGAACUAUCUUCUCCUGGUUCGACCAGGUCGCCAAACCAGUUUGCCGGAUAUAACUACGGCAUUACUAGAGUCAAUAGUUUUCUCAAUGGAUACAGCUCUCAGGUAAACAAUCCAACUUCUGUCGGACUUCGAAUGGAUGGAAGGUUCAGUCCGGUCACUGGAACUCGUAGCAGCUUCUCCCCAUUUAGUGCUGGGUAUGGUUCAGGACUAAAUGUCGAGCAGGGUCUGAGUCCGAGUUACGGUAGUAACUCGAACUUUGGGUCAAACGCUGGGUUUGGCUGGUUGAGUCCCUUGUACAAUGGCAAUUCGAGCAGGUAUGGGAACCCCAUUGGUUAUGGAGGAGGAAGCAAUUCAAGCUUGAACUCCGUUUCUCGUACUGUGUGGAGCAACGAUGGUGUUCCUCAAAGUGCAAACUCCAAUGGCGGAGGUUGGAACUCAGGACUCGGUUCCUUUUCUGGAGCUCUUUGGGAUUCUUCGGUUAAUACAGGGCCAGGUGGUGGUGUAGGACCCACAUAUAACAAUGGCAAUGGAGGAGAAUUUAGUGCAGGCCUAGGAGCAGGAGGAUAUGGAAGAAAUGGUGGGGCGAGUUUUGCACCCGUUGUGUCUCGUGCUGCUGCUGCUGCAAAUGGUGGUUAUGAUAAGGCGGGUUUUGCUGACCUUUAUGAGAAUGGUUCGCUCUAUGGAGAUUCUUCCUGGAGAUCCACGUCUUCCGAGAUGUUUGAUUUCAGCAUUGGAAAUACAGCUUCGGGUGUUUUUACUAAGAACCCUGCAGCAUAUGGUGGUGGGUAUGGCAUUACUGAUAGACAAUCAGAUAGGGGAAUUGCUGCUUAG
This is a messenger RNA of Linum tenue, 2139 nucleotides long. The record is from the annotation of a GenBank genome assembly. NCBI's taxonomy places the organism in Eukaryota, Viridiplantae, Streptophyta, Magnoliopsida, Malpighiales, Linaceae.